CCGCGGUAGGGCAGUCCGGUCCGGCGGGGUCCACCGGGUCCAUCAUGGGCCGCUCUCUGCCCCCGCUCCGCGCUCUGCUUAGGAGUCGCCCCGGGGCGGUGGCAGCGGCUCGGGGCGGCGGUGCCCGUCAGCUCAACAUACUGCCAUCCUUUGGUUUCCUUUUUGACAUUGAUGGUGUACUGGUACGAGGAAAGACUCCAAUCCCAGCUGCCAAAACUGCCUUUCAAAAGCUUGUUAAUUCUCAGGGACAAUUCUUGGUGCCUGUGGUAUUUGUCACCAAUGCAGGGAAUUGCCUCCGCCAGAAAAAAGCUGAUCAGUUGUCUCACCUACUGGGAGUUCCAAUUUCUCAAGAUCAAGUGAUGAUGUCUCACAGUCCCCUGAGGAUGUUCAAACGUUACCAUGAAAAAUGUGUCCUUGUAUCUGGACAAGGACCACUUCUUGAUAUUGCUCAAGACCUUGGUUUCUGUCAGCCUAUUACCAUUGAAACACUGAGGGAGAAACACCCUUUGCUGGAUGUUGUUGACCAUGACAGGAGACCCAACGUUCUGUAUCCCUCUGCUGUGGAGCUUCCCAAGAUCGAGGCUGUUGUUUUGUUUGGGGAGCCAGUCAGAUGGGAAACCAACCUCCAGCUGAUAAUAGAUGUUUUGCUGACAAGUGGCUAUCCUGGAAAUCCAUAUCACCAGGAAAAUUACCCUCAUAUUCCUGUGCUUGCUUGUAACAUGGAUCUGAUGUGGGUAGCUGAAGCACAGUCCCCAAGGUUUGGACAUGGCACAUUCAUGGUUUGUUUGGAAAACAUUUACAAGAAGAUCACUGGCAAAGACUUGAAAUACGAGGCUUUAAUGGGGAAACCCAGUAAACUAACCUACCAGUAUGCAGAGUACCUCAUCAGGGCUCAGGCAGCAGCACGGCAGUGGACACAGCCCAUCCAGACUCUGUAUGCUGUUGGAGAUAAUCUCAUGACUGAUGUGUAUGGUGCUAACCUUUACAAUCGCUAUCUUGAAGAGAACUCCAGAAAAGGGUCAAAAUCCCUCAUUCAGGCCAAAGCUGCUGCUGGCAGAGGAUCUUCUGCUCUCUCUCAGGAUGAUGAAAUAGACACCAGCUGGGAGAAUGAAUUAGCAUCUUCAGCUGCUGCUCACUGUAGGUCUGUUCUGGUUUGUACUGGGGUUUACAACCCUCACACAGAGGUCCCCCUGGAUACCAGGGAGAACAUAACUGAAGCGGUGUUCCAUGGCCACAGAGAUUUUAGGUUUGAUCCUGGUUUGGUAGAACCAGAUCAUAUUGUACCAGAUGUUGAUGCUGCUGUAGACCUGGUCUUCCAGCUGGAGAACUUUGCACAUAAUUGAGAUGACACAAUUUCUCCAGGGCUGACCAGUGCUACACUUCCCAAAAAAAUAAACUGCUUUAAAAUCAUGCCACAAACUGCUUCUUUCUAAAAGGUUUAACUUUUAAACCAAUACACUUAUAUUAAGUAUACUUACUACUAUAAUUAUUUUAAUGUGCUUAAUAUAAGUAUAAUAAGCAUCAGUAAUGUUUUUUAAAGUAUUUAAAAAUGUUAUUUUUUGCUUUAGUUGCCCUUUUUUGUACUUUUAUUUGCUACAUUAGGUGUUUUAAUUGCAAUUUUUCCUAAUGGCUUAUACACAUUGCUGGUACUUACAUUCCCACAUGUCUAUGUGUUUGCUGGAAUGUUUAGCUUCCAGGUACUGGGGAUCUUGAGGGCAUCUGAAGGGGGGACUGGGGCCAUUUGCACAGUUGCAAAUUAGCAUUAACAUCUAUCACUGCUUGGUGUUCUGCAUGUAAGGAGUGCCCUUUAAAUUAGACCCCAGUUCAAGUCUCUUUUGCUGCUCUUUGGUGUGCAGCCCUGCAGCCUUUCUUUUCAUCUGUUUUCCCAUGUGCCUGGAGCUGCUGUUGCUGCUCUGCUGACAGGUGAAGCCUUACCAGAAAUGCCCAGGAAAGGUGGAGAGGGCUGACCUGUUAACCCCCCUGUUGGAACCCCAGUUAAGGUGAACAGAGUCAUGUAAGGAAAGCAGCUAACGUGGUGUUACCUGUGUUAAUCUCACAGCACAAUACCUGCCCUUUGGGUCUUUGCCUUUUUACCUGCACAUUUUUGAGGAGUUUAGAAUCUUAGAAAGCUUAAGCCAUUAUGUUUUGGGCAUUUCUGACAGUUGGGGCUUUUCCACUGAAUGAGUGACAACUCUUUGGGCAAAAAGUGCCUAGUGAUUUACUUGAAGCUUCAUACCACUGUGGUAAUUAACCAGCCUUUGGUGUAAUGUGUUUUGUCCUGUGUCAGUGUUAUAUGUUGUUUGGUUCAUAGAUUUUAUAGCUUUUAAUUUAGAAAAAAUAAUUUAUUAUAUCUUAUUUUUGUAAAACACUUUAAAAUGUUUUCAUCCAAAAGAUGCCUUUGAAAAUGUUUUUGUGUUACCAGUUAACUGUGUUUAAAACCAAAGUCAACUUACACAGAAAUACCAACAUCACUUUGGGGCCAGUCAGGUUUUUAUGUGUUGUGGUUUUUUUUUUUUUUUCCACAUUAGAAAUUGUACAAACAAAAAUCUGUCUUCAGUUUUCCCAACUUCUUGCAGAACUAGCAGAAUGCUAGCUUAAAGCAUUAUUAGACAUUUGGUGGCACAAAGUGAAAUGACUUCCUGACCAACUUCGCUGCUUAUUAUCCUGAAAUCAAAAUCUGAAAAUUCAUCUCCUGAAGAGAACGUUCCUGAUAUGGAGUAAUUUUUUUUUUUUAAAUUGUGUUCUCUCCAUUUGCAAAGUAGUGGUAGAUACUUUCUGCUGUCAGGAUUGGUGAAUUACUCACUGUGUUUCAUAAGUAGCUUUCAACAUAUCUUAUCUGGCUGAUCCAGUUUAAGGACAGUGCUCCGAACAGUGUUUCCAUUUUCUUCUCUGGGAAAGUAUUACAAGCAGCACAAUCUUGCCUUUUAAAAUUGUUACAAUAAACCUAUAUGUACCUGUUUCUUUGUCACUUUCCUGUAAUAUUAUUAAUAAUCUAAAAUUACUUCUGAGGUAUGCCAAAUCUUUCUGAGUAAAGAUUGUAGUUUUGUAAAAUAUCAGAGUGACCAAAGUUGUGUGGUUUUAAUACUGAUGCAUGUUGCAGGGCUCAUUAUUAACUGAUGCAGUUCCAUGCUGUCAGUGAA
Calypte anna (Anna's hummingbird) is the source of this 3140-nucleotide messenger RNA. RefSeq names its product haloacid dehalogenase-like hydrolase domain-containing 5. Gene Ontology annotation, cellular component: mitochondrion. Bases 45 to 1343 code for a protein of 432 amino acids. NCBI's taxonomy places the organism in Eukaryota, Metazoa, Chordata, Aves, Apodiformes, Trochilidae. Gene Ontology annotation, biological process: glycerophospholipid biosynthetic process. The transcript has 8 exons. The record is from RefSeq and is a predicted model, not a curated record.